GCGACUGGGUGACAGGUCACUCCUGCCUGGGAAGGGUGCUCACUCGGCAAGUCAGGAUUGGGUUUCAGGACAGAAGGACCAUGCUGCAAGAGGGGGCAGAGCUCCCCAGAACCGGCACCGGGACCCAGAGUCUCCAGCUCUGCUGGAUGCCGUGUGACAUCAGCCAGCCCCUUAGCUGCCGCUGGGAGUUCUGAGCUCCGUGCUGGGCCCAGCAGCACCAGGCACGGACACAUCGGCCCUUGUUGGGAGAACACUGUGAGGCUCUCUUGUCCGCCGCCUGUCCUCGGCUCCAGCUGCUGGUUCUCCCGGAGAGCGCUCCUCAGCUGCUCAGAACCCACACGAUCACAGCCUCGGAAUGGCCUCUAGCCCUAUCGGGAUCCCUAGCCCACAGCCCUCCAGAGCCAAUGGGAACAUCAACCUGGGGCCUUCAGCCAACCCAAAUGCCCGGCCCACAGACUUCGACUUCCUCAAAGUCAUUGGCAAAGGGAACUAUGGGAAGGUCCUCCUAGCCAAGCGCAAGUCGGAUGGGAUGUUCUACGCAGUGAAGGUGCUGCAGAAAAAGUCCAUCUUAAAGAAUAAAGAGCAGAGCCACAUCAUGGCGGAGCGCAACGUGCUCCUGAAGAACGUGCGGCACCCCUUCCUUGUGGGCCUGCGCUAUUCUUUCCAGACACCUGAGAAGCUCUACUUUGUACUCGACUAUGUCAAUGGAGGAGAGCUCUUCUUCCACCUGCAGCGGGAGCGCAGGUUCCUGGAGCCCCGGGCCAGGUUCUACACUGCCGAGGUGGCCAGCGCCAUCGGCUACCUGCACUCCCUCAACAUCAUUUACAGGGACCUAAAACCAGAGAACAUUCUCUUGGACUGCCAGGGACACGUGGUGCUGACAGAUUUCGGCCUUUGCAAGGAAGGCGUGGAGCCUGAGGACACCACGUCCACGUUCUGUGGCACCCCUGAGUACUUGGCUCCUGAAGUGCUUCGUAAGGAGCCUUACGAUCGGGCAGUGGACUGGUGGUGCUUAGGGGCUGUCCUCUACGAGAUGCUGCACGGCCUGCCACCCUUCUACAGCCAAGAUGUGUCCCAGAUGUAUGAGAACAUUCUGCACCAGCCGCUACAGAUCCCUGGGGGCCGGACAGUGGCAGCCUGUGACCUCCUGCAAGGCCUUCUCCACAAGGACCAGAGGCAACGGCUGGGCUCCAAGGCAGACUUUCUGGAGAUAAAGAACCAUGUAUUCUUCAGUCCCAUAAACUGGGAUGACUUGUACCACAAGAGACUGACUCCACCUUUCAACCCAAAUGUGGCUCUUGGUUUGCAUAUGCCUGUCCACAGUGAGAACAAUCUUCCUCCUGUCUGUCUUCUGGCAGGACCUGCUGACUUGAAACACUUUGACCCAGAGUUCACCCAAGAAGCAGUAUCCAAGUCUAUUGGCUGUACCCCUGAUACCAUGGCUAGCAGCUCAGGGGCCUCAAGUGCAUUCCUGGGAUUUUCCUAUGCGCCAGAAGAUGAUGACAUCUUGGACUGCUAAGGAAGCACUUGUGAAGCCUCUGAGGACAGCUGGUAAUAGGAGGAGUUACUUUCAGCUGCUACUAAGAUUUAAUGUAAUGAGUUUGAUGGAUUGAACAAGAAGUAGGUAUUUUUUUCCCCAUCACAUAGAAGGACAAUGUUAGGUGGCCUGGGCUGGUAGGACAGGUCAUUAGCUACUCAGAGGCUUUCUGUACUUCUGCUGGGUCUCUUGACAAAUGGCUUCUGAUAUUAGAGUUGAUACAUUAUCACAAGUUGGUUACUGGUUCUCUAGUCUCCACUUUUGUGUCCUGGACAGGGAAAAGAAAGGAAUAAGUAAGAGGAGGGAAUAAAAGGACACUAUUAAAAGUGCUUUUCUAGCAACUCAGGAGGCUGAGGCAGGAGGAUUGCAAUUUGAAGCCAGCCUCAGCAAUUUAGCCAGACCCUCAGCAACUGAGCUAGAACUUGUCUCAAAAUAAAAGAUUUAAAAAAAAAAAAAAAAAAAAAAAAGGACCAGGGAUGUGAGUUCAAUCCCCAAUACAAAAAAAUAAAGUAUUUUUCCAGAAGCUCCAUCCAACGACUUGUGCUGAUAUCUCAUUAACCAUCCAUUCCUACUGUAAUGGAGCCUGGACAUAUGAAUACCCUCAAUAGCAAAGGGCAGCUGGCACUCUUAACCAGAAAGGCCUCUUGAUGUUUGGAUUUUGAACUCAGUGCAUAAAAAGACAGAGAUGUAACAAACCUACAGGUAUUACCCAGUCUCUCUCAUUCCGUGUUGAUGGUGUCUUUCUUUGUUGUGGGUAGUACUAAACAUAUUAUUGGGUUGGUUGCCUGGCAUCUAAGCUCCUUCCAAUAGUCAGGGAAUCCGCUACUUUAUGAGCCACGAUGAGUCUACCUCCUUCCCCUGAACUAGGGCCAGGAAUGUGACCCAGAAAUGCAUCUAUACCAUAAAAGGGACCAGAAGCUCUCUUUCAGGUGG
This is a messenger RNA of Sciurus carolinensis (gray squirrel), 2470 nucleotides long. It is a transcript of the gene Sgk2, whose product is annotated as serum/glucocorticoid regulated kinase 2. Gene Ontology annotation, molecular function: ATP binding; protein serine/threonine kinase activity. Bases 356 to 1519 code for a protein of 387 amino acids. Gene Ontology annotation, biological process: protein phosphorylation. The transcript has 15 exons. Lineage: Eukaryota; Metazoa; Chordata; Mammalia; Rodentia; Sciuridae. The record is from RefSeq and is a predicted model, not a curated record.